AUGAUCCAAGGCUGCGGCAUAUUCCUCAAUCCUCUCCUUUCGGUUGCUAUCACAGUGUCCUCUUGCUCCGUAGGAUCCUUCCCUUGUCUUCCUGUUUCAGUGAUUUCACCCCAUCGCUGCCACCAGAUACGUACUACUUUCAAGGCGUUGUCCCACACUCUGCCUCCGCACGUGUACACCAGCCUCACUGAGCAAACCACUAAAGUCUGGAUUCUCAUUUUGGCAUGGCAACCUAGUUUGACACUGCAGAUUCCCUCCUCGCUGUGCGGCAUGUGCACCAAGUACACUUCGUGGUCAAGACUUUACCUCAUGGACCACGUCUAUGAGCCGACUUGUCUACCAAUAACCAACUAG
This is a messenger RNA of Protopolystoma xenopodis, 354 nucleotides long. The record is from the annotation of a GenBank genome assembly. Lineage: Eukaryota; Metazoa; Platyhelminthes; Monogenea; Polystomatidea; Polystomatidae.